AAAGGUCAGAACCAGUUUCAUAUCCAGAACCAGAACUUUACAGGUCGGACCUCUCUGUUUGAGGAGGAACUGUCCACAGGAAACGCAUCACUGCGGCUCUCAGGGGUCAAAGUUCAGGAUGAAGGAAAAUACAAGUGUUAUGUCACCAAUGCCGUCAACAAACCCAUCACAGAGUCUUAUGUGGAUGUGUUUGUUUGUGCUCCAGCUCCAGUGUCUCUGCAGCAGCAGGGGCAGGAGCUCCUCUGUAGAUCUGAGGGAGUCUACCCCAAACCCUCAGUGUCCUGGAGCCCUCCCUCCUCUGCAGCUCUUACCACGGUGACCCCCUCAGAGGGCGGAGUGUGGUCUGUGCACAGCUCUGUGUCUCUGCCUCACAGCCCUCCACAUCAAUACAGCUGUAAUGUGAGCAACAGCAGGGGCAGCUGGAGGAGCGCCACCUACAGGAGGAACAUCGACCUUCAUGUUUCAGCUUCUGGAGUGACAAUAGUUUCCUGCACUGAACCCUCUGCUCCAGUGAAGAGUCUCAUUUGGAGGUUCAACCAGAAUCAGAUCAUUCUGAGUCGGUCUGGACCAGAGUCGGUCUACACUGAGUCCUGGAGACAGUUUGUCACAGAGUCCAACAGUCUGAUCCUGAAGAAUCUGACCAAAGAGCAGCUGGGCCUGUUCUCCUGUGAACUCAAGACUGAACAGGAGAACUUUAUUAUCCUCACUGAAGUCACUGAAGCAGAGAGAGAAACUGAAUCCAGACCCGAGACUCGUAUUGAACUUCAGAACAUAAAUGAACAACAGCCACUGAACCCAGACUCAUCAGAAGUGCCUGAACAUGACGAGACACAGAGUGAAGGAGCGAACCUGAGGAGGCUUCAGGAGCUUCAGGAGCUUCAGGAGCUUCAGGAGCUUCAGGAGCUUCAGGAGCUUCAGGAGCUUCAGGAGCUUCAGGAGCAGACGUGUGAUGCAGAAGUGUCCUGUGUUCUUCUGGAGACCUGUGUUCUGCCCUGCAGCUUUGAGUCUGGACCAGAACCUGUGAUUAACUGGAACCAGAACCAGCACCAGAACCAGAUCUUUACAGACCGGACCUCUCUGUUUGAGGAGGAACUGUCCACAGGAAACGCAUCACUGCGACUCUCAGGGGUCAAAGUUCAGGAUGAAGUGAAAAUACGAGUGUGUCACCAACACAUUGACCACAGUCACCAGAGUAAAAUAUGUCACUGUGAGAGUGGAAGCUCAUGUUCAGCUCCAGUGUCUCUGCAGCAGCAGGGGCAGGAGCUCCUCUGUAGAUCUGAGGGAGUCUACCCCAAACCCUCAGUGUCCUGGAGCCCUCCCUCCUCUGCAGCUCUUACCACGGUGACCCCCUCAGAGGGCGGAGUGUGGUCUGUGCACAGCUCUGUGUCUCUGCCUCACAGCCCUCCACAUCAAUACAGCUUUGUUUCAGACUAUGUGAUAAUCUCCUGCACUGAACCCUCUGCUCCAGUGAAGAGUCUCAUUUGGAGGUUCAACCAGAAUCAGAUCAUUCUGAGUCGGUCUGGACCAGUGCUGUUCUACACUAAGUCCUGGAGACAGUUUGUUGUUAGAGUCACAAAGUCCAACAGUCUGGUCCUGAAGCGUCUGACCACAGAGCAGCUGGGCCUGUUCUCCUGUGAACUCAAGACUGAACAGGAGAACUUUAUUAUCCUCACUGAACUGAGUGAUGCAGAAGUGUCCUGUGUUCUUCUGGAGACCUGUGUUCUGCCCUGCAGCUUUGAGUCUGGACCAGAACCUGUGAUCCUCUGGUUAAAGACCCCAGAAGAUCUUCCAGUCCACAGUUACUUUCACGGUCAGAACCAGAACCAGCACCAGCACAAGAACUUUAGAGGUCGGACCUCUCUGUUUGAGGAGGAACUGUCCACAGGAAACGCAUCACUGCGGCUCUCAGGGGUCAAAGUUCAGGAUGAAGGAAAAUACGAGUGUGUCACCAGCACAUUGACCACAGUCACCAGAGGAAAAUAUGUCACUGUGAGAGUGGAAGCUCCAGCUCCAGUGUCUCUGCAGCAGCAGGGGCAGGAGCUCCUCUGUAGAUCUGAGGGAGUCUACCCCAAACCCUCAGUGUCCUGGAGCCCUCCCUCCUCUGCAGCUCUUACCACGGUGACCCCCUCAGAGGGCGGAGUGUGGUCUGUGCACAGCUCUGUGUCUCUGCCUCACAGCCCUCCACAUCAAUACAGCUGUAAUGUGAGCAACAGCAGGGGCAGCUGGAGGAGCGCCACCUACAGGAGGAACAGUGUCAUUUAUUAUUACAGAGAUGUUUCAGAUUAUGUGACAAUCUCCUGCACUGAACCCUCUGCUCCAGUGAAGAGUCUCAUUUGGAGGUUCAACCAGAAUCAGAUCAUUCUGAGUCGGUCUGGACCAGAGUCGGUCUACACUGAGUCCUGGAGACAGUUUGUUGUUGGAGUCACAGAGUCCAACAGUCUGAUCCUGAAGAAUCUGACCAAAGAGCAGCUGGGCCUGUUCUCCUGUGAACUCAAGACUGAACAGGAGAACUUUAUUAUCCUCACUGAAGUCACUGAAGCAGAGACACAGACAGAGACAGGAGGUAAGUGUGAGCAGUGACUCC
Molecule: messenger RNA, 2584 nt
Organism: Boleophthalmus pectinirostris (great blue-spotted mudskipper)
Lineage: Eukaryota; Metazoa; Chordata; Actinopteri; Gobiiformes; Gobiidae
Exons: 13
Biological process (GO): cell surface receptor signaling pathway; negative regulation of T cell proliferation; cellular response to lipopolysaccharide
Cellular component (GO): external side of plasma membrane
Source: RefSeq, a predicted model, not a curated record